This is a messenger RNA of Scatophagus argus, 2414 nucleotides long. RefSeq names its product sushi-repeat containing protein X-linked 2 (gene srpx2). The transcript is spliced from 10 exons. The record is from RefSeq and is a predicted model, not a curated record. The coding region runs from base 292 to 1647 and encodes 451 amino acids. NCBI's taxonomy places the organism in Eukaryota, Metazoa, Chordata, Actinopteri, Scatophagidae.
AAACCAUAAGGAGUCAGGUAGCGCCACCAAGCGGGUUUUGACUGUGAUCAUGUGGGCCUACUAAACCAAAAGGAUCCGGACUUUACAGAAAGUGCGGAGACUCUGACGUGACCGUGAGGCGAUUCUUUUCCUCAGCGGGGGCUUUUUGAGUUUUAAGUCGUUCGUCAAACCGCUUUUGAACUUUAUUUGGAAUAUAACUGUAUCCUUUUUGUUGGAUCUGGCACCUGGACCGAUCUGCAAAAAAAACAAAAACCUUCCUCCCCCCAGGAGUGUCAUCUUUGCGAUUCUGACAUGCUCCUCAGCCGCUUUGUUGCUGUGUUCAUCUUAUACUUCACAGCUGCUUGUGGGACCACAGUGUAUGACACCCACAGCGACUUUGCAGAAGACGACUACACGCCUCGACUAGACUACAAAGACCCAUACUGGUGUCAUUCCCUGCAUCUGACCAAUGGGGAGGUGACCUGCCACUCCCCUCGCGGCGGGGCCUACCGGAGCACACUGGGCACCCGCUGUGAGAUGAGCUGCGAUCGGGGGUACAGACUGCUGGGAAGGAGCUCCGUCCAGUGCCUCGCCAACCGACGCUGGUCUGGGACCGCCUUCUGCCGCAGGAUGCGUUGCCAUGUGCUGCCCCUCAUCCCACACGGCAGAUACACCUGCACUCAUGGCUUUGUGGUGGACUCCAGGUGUGACUUCACCUGCGACCCUGGCUAUCGCACUGAGGGGGAGCACUCACGCACCUGUCAGCAUGGGGGGUCAUGGAGCGGUGUGCAGCCAGUUUGUACAGAUACCGAUCCUCCAAAGAUCAAGUGCCCUCCAUCCAGAUUUAAGUUUGCAGAGCCUGGAAAACUCACUGCUACGGUGACCUGGGACCCCCCUGCUGCGAGAGACACUGCUGAUAAAUCACUCGAUGUGAUAUUAGUAGGCCAGGAGCCAGGAACCGACUUUAAAGAGGGAGCAAACAUCAUCCGUUACAAAGUGUACGAUCAAGCCAGGAACAGAGCUGCCUGCAAGUUUAUUGUACGUGUUGAGGUAAGAAGAUGUCCAAAUCUGUUUCCACCUCUGCACGGCUACCUCACCUGCUCCUCUGAUGGCAAUAACUACGGCGCGACAUGUGAAUACCACUGCGAUGGAGGACAUGAACACAGGGGCGCAUCUAGUCGUGUCUGCCAGUUCAACCGCAACUGGGACGGAGACCCUGCUGAGUGUGUUCCAAUGGAGGUCAAAUCGGACGUGAAGACGGUCUCUGCUCUCCUGGAUCAGUUCUAUGAGAAGAGGCGGCUGCUGAUCAUGUCUGCGCCUAACAUGUCUGACCCAGACUACCAACUGCAGAACAUCAUGAUACAAAAAUCAGACUGUGGGUUAGACCUGCGACGUGUGACCGUGAUCGAGCUCCUAGACUCCCCGCCGCGUGAAAUAGGUCGCAUUAAAGAAAAUCUGCUCACUUCUGAGGUCAUCGAGGGUUUGAGACAAGUGUUCAGAAUCAGCAGAUCCUACUUCAGCAUGGUGCUGCUGGACGAGCUCGGAGUGGACCGGGAGCGCUUCAUUAUGCCGAUGGCGUCGGACGAGCUGUUCUCCUACAUCGACAGCUUCCUGCUGGAUGAAGAGGAACGGGAGAGGCUGGAGCUCAACAGAGACUUCUGUGACUAAUUUAAUAAACCCUCCCUGGUUGCCACAGUGAUAAACUCAUCAGUAUUACUAACACAAGAAGGACAACCAACCAGAAACCAGAUCCCGAGGGGCCUCAGGAGAAGCGAGAGGACAAGAGGACUGUUCUCGUCAUGUUGAAAUGUGAUCACUAUAUAACACUGAAGUGCUGGCACUGUUUUCUAUAUAUCAAAUCAUCACCUGAAAAGGCAUGGAGGCCAGGAAAUGGACAUGACAGACACAGGAAAAAUAACAGAAGCUUAAGUAAAACACAUAAGUAAACAACAGCAUAUAUUUUGACCCACAGAUACAUAACAUCUAUGCAUGAUGUGGAAUAGUAAAUCUGCCAUUUAAUGGGAACUAAAACAACCAUUUCCACAAAAGACUACUGAGGAACACUUGGGUGGAUGGACAAUAUUUUUUAAUCCAGCUGGUAUUUGAGUGUAACACAGAGCUGAGAUAAUCACAUGCGUCAGUUUUUAUUGGGUGAAUGAAAUAUUAAAAGCAUCCUUGAGGUGAACAUGACACUGAUUAAUCACACUCCAAGAGGUUAAAAAUCUACAUUUAAUAACUUCAAAUAAGAUCUCUGAAAACAAUUUAUAUAAAUAUAAUUUUUACAUGAUAGUUUUAAUGCAAAAUUCAAGAUUGAUCUAAGCCCAACUUGUUAGAAGCAACACUAUGAAUUCUGCGUAUUACCAGUUUGUGUUGAAUUGUUUCCCACAUUUCUGUGUAAUUCUGUACACUAUUAUAUAAUAAAGGGUGACACAUUA